This is a messenger RNA of Prionailurus viverrinus (fishing cat), 9012 nucleotides long. RefSeq names its product CREB binding protein (gene CREBBP). The record is from RefSeq and is a predicted model, not a curated record. Gene Ontology annotation, molecular function: chromatin DNA binding; zinc ion binding; protein binding. Gene Ontology annotation, biological process: positive regulation of transcription by RNA polymerase II. Lineage: Eukaryota; Metazoa; Chordata; Mammalia; Carnivora; Felidae. Gene Ontology annotation, cellular component: nucleus; histone acetyltransferase complex; transcription regulator complex. The transcript is spliced from 31 exons. The coding region runs from base 621 to 7919 and encodes 2432 amino acids.
UCAACUUGAUUGUGUACAUUCGAACAGAAAAAUCAUUUCUGCCAGUCAGAGAAUUUGGGGCCCCAGUUGCCAUUGAAAGGAAAAAAAUAAGGUGUUACGACAGAAAGAGGAGAUGUUAGGAAACCUGAGGAAGGAUGUGUUUUGUGGAUGAUUGGCUCAGCUGCAUUUGAACAGACUCUUCAAACAAAGCUGUUUUCAGAUGUUACAGGCUGGAUGGAUGGAUUCAGCCACUUACCUGGUAUUUGAUUUGUAAAGUGAAGAGCUUUUUUUCAGGGUACCUGAUAGUAGUUCUUUGCUUGUUUAAGAUGAAAUACUGACUUCUGAUAGUGGUGGAUAAGAAUGGAUCUUAGAACAUGUGUAGGAUGCCUUGUCUUUCAGUGUUUAGAGGGGAUUGUUUCCUGGAGCAGGGUUUCUCUGAGCAGCCUAGAAGUGAAACAUCCCUUGCGACCAUGCUGGAUGAAGACCUUCCAUUGCUGUGGAUGCCCUAACUUUGUAGGAGUGUGACAGAGACCGGGAAGCCUAUAGCUACGUUUUUCUCACAUCAGCUUAAUGAAAGGGACGGACUCUAGGGUGGCAUCCGAAGAGCCCCCAAAGAGAAAAUUCCGGUUGGCUAUAGAGGCAUGACAGGCGGUGUUUGCCGUGUGACAGAGAAGUCUCCUGCGAGAGAUUUUGGAUCAUUGUUUGACUUGGAAAAUGAUCUUCCUGAUGAGCUGAUCCCCAAUGGAGGAGAAUUAGGCCUUAUAAACAGUGGGAACCUUGUUCCAGAUGCUGCUUCCAAACAUAAACAACUGUCGGAGCUUCUGCGCGGAGGCAGCGGCUCUAGUAUCAACCCAGGAAUAGGAAAUGUUAGCGCCAGCAGCCCCGUGCAGCAAGGCCUCGGUGGGCAGGCUCAAGGGCAGCCGAACAGUGCAAACAUGGCCAGCCUGGGUGCCAUGGGCAAGAGCCCUCUGAACCAGGGAGAUUCUUCAGCCCCCAGCCUGCCCAAACAGGCAGCCAGCACCUCUGGGCCCACUCCCCCUGCUUCCCAAGCACUGAAUCCGCAAGCACAAAAGCAAGUGGGGCUGGUGACCAGCAGCCCUGCCACGUCGCAGACGGGACCUGGGAUCUGCAUGAAUGCUAACUUUAACCAGACCCACCCUGCCCUCCUCAAUAGUAACUCUGGCCAUAGUUUAAUGAACCAGGCCCAGCAAGGACAGGCGCAAGUCAUGAAUGGCUCUCUUGGGGCGGCCGGCAGAGGAAGGGGAGCUGGGAUGCCGUACCCCGCGCCCGCCAUGCAGGGGGCCUCGAGCAGCGUGUUGGCCGAGACGUUAACGCAGGUCUCACCGCAAAUGGCCAGUCACGCGGGACUGAACACGGCGCAGGCAGGAGGCAUGACCAAGAUGGGAAUGGCUGGUAACACAAGUCCAUUUGGACAACCCUUUAGUCAAACUGGAGGGCAGCAAAUGGGAGCCCCUGGAGUGAACCCCCAGUUAUCCAGCAAACAGAGCAUGGUCAAUAGUUUGCCUCCCUUCCCUACAGACAUCAAGAAUCCUUCCGUCACCAACGUGCCAAACAUGUCUCAGAUGCAAACUUCAGUGGGAAUUGUACCCACACAAGCGAUCACAGCAGGCCCCACUGCAGAUCCUGAAAAGCGCAAACUGAUACAGCAGCAGCUGGUUCUACUGCUUCAUGCUCACAAGUGUCAGAGACGAGAACAAGCGAACGGAGAAGUUCGGGCCUGCUCUCUCCCGCAUUGCCGAACCAUGAAGAAUGUUUUGAAUCACAUGACACACUGUCAGGCUGGGAAAGCCUGUCAAGUUGCCCAUUGUGCAUCUUCACGACAAAUCAUCUCUCAUUGGAAGAACUGCACACGACAUGACUGUCCUGUUUGCCUCCCUUUGAAAAAUGCCAGUGACAAGCGAAACCAACAAACCAUCCUGGGGUCUCCAGCUAGUGGGAUUCAGAACACGAUCGGUUCUGUCGGCACAGGCCAGCAGAACGCCGCUUCACUGAGUAACCCGAAUCCCAUAGACCCCAGCUCCAUGCAGCGCGCGUAUGCUGCCCUUGGUCUCCCCUACCUGAACCAGCCUCAGACGCAGCUGCAGCCUCAGGUUCCCGGCCAGCAACCAGCACAGCCUCAAAGUCACCAGCAGAUGAGGACUCUCAACCCCCUGGGAAAUAACCCAAUGAACAUUCCAGCAGGAGGAAUAACAACAGAUCAGCAGCCGCCAAACUUGAUUUCAGAAUCAGCUCUUCCAACUUCCCUUGGGGCCACAAACCCACUGAUGAACGAUGGCUCAGGCUCUGCAAACCUCGGGACCCUCAGCACUAUACCCACAGCGGCACCUCCUUCCAGCACCGGCGUGCGGAAAAGCUGGCACGAACAUGUCACUCAGGACCUGCGGAGCCACCUAGUGCAUAAACUGGUCCAAGCCAUCUUCCCAACCCCUGACCCGGCAGCCCUGAAGGAUCGCCGCAUGGAGAACCUGGUGGCCUAUGCUAAGAAAGUGGAGGGGGACAUGUAUGAGUCCGCCAACAGCAGGGAUGAAUACUAUCACUUACUGGCAGAAAAAAUUUACAAGAUACAAAAAGAACUAGAAGAAAAGCGGAGGUCACGUUUACACAAACAAGGCAUCCUGGGUAACCAGCCCGCCCUACCAGCCCCCGGGGCACAGCCCCCUGGGAUUCCGCAGGCACAACCUGUGAGGCCUCCAAAUGGACCCAUGCCCCUGCCAGUGAAUCGCGUGCAGGUUUCUCAAGGGAUGAAUUCAUUUACCCCAAUGUCCUUGGGGAACGUACAGUUGCCGCAGGCUCCCAUGGGACCGCGUGCAGCGUCCCCCAUGAACCACUCUGUCCCGAUGAACAGCAUGGGCUCCGUUCCAGGGAUGGCCAUUUCUCCUUCCCGAAUGCCCCAGCCUCCGAACAUGAUGGGCGCUCACAGCAACAACAUCAUGGCCCAGGCGCCUGCGCAGAACCAGUUCCUGCCUCAGAACCAGUUCCAGUCCUCCGGCGGGGCGAUGAGUGUGAGCAGCGUGGGCCUGGGCCAGCCGGCGGCCCAGACGGGCGUGCCGCAGGGACAGGUGCCUGGUGCUGCUCUUCCUAACCCUCUGAACAUGCUUGGGCCUCAGGCCAGCCAGCUGCCUUGUCCACCAGUGACACAGUCACCGUUGCACCAGACGCCACCCCCUGCUUCCACGGCCGCGGGCCUGCCGUCUCUCCAGCACCCGUCGGCGCCUGGGAUGACUCCUCCCCAGCCAGCAGCUCCCACCCAGCCAUCGACUCCUGUGUCGUCUUCCGGGCAGACCCCUACCCCGACUCCCGGCUCGGUGCCCAGUGCCAGCCAGACCCAGAGCACCCCGACGGUCCAGGCAGCAGCCCAGGCCCAGGUGACCCCACAGCCUCAGACCCCAGUCCAGCCCCCGUCUGUGGCCACCCCUCAGUCAUCACAACAGCAGCCGACGCCUGUGCAUGCCCAGCCUCCCGGCACACCGCUUUCCCAGGCAGCAGCCAGCAUCGAUAACCGGGUCCCUACUCCUUCCUCGGUGGCCAGUGCCGAAACCAACUCCCAGCAGCCAGGACCCGAGGCACCGAUGCUGGAGAUGAAAGCAGAGGUCAAGACUGAGGACACUGAGCCUGAUGCUAGUGAAUCCAAGGGGGAGCCGGGGUCUGCGAUGAUGGAGGAGGAUCUGCAAGGAUCUUCUCAAGUUAAAGAAGAAACAGACACAACAGAACAGAAAUCUGAACCGAUGGAAGUGGACGAGAAGAAACCGGAAGUCAAAGUAGAAACUAAAGAGGAAGAAGAGAGCAGCGCUAAUGGGGCCGCCUCUCAGUCAACAUCUCCUUCACAGCCACGCAAAAAAAUCUUUAAGCCGGAAGAGUUACGCCAGGCUCUGAUGCCAACCCUGGAAGCGCUGUACCGCCAGGACCCGGAGUCCUUGCCUUUCCGGCAGCCUGUGGACCCCCAGCUGCUAGGGAUCCCGGAUUAUUUUGACAUUGUCAAGAACCCUAUGGACCUUUCCACCAUCAAGCGGAAGCUGGACACGGGGCAGUACCAAGAACCCUGGCAGUAUGUGGAUGACGUCUGGCUCAUGUUCAACAACGCCUGGCUCUACAACCGGAAGACUUCCCGGGUCUAUAAGUUCUGCAGCAAACUUGCUGAGGUCUUUGAGCAGGAAAUUGACCCCGUCAUGCAGUCCCUUGGAUAUUGUUGUGGGCGCAAGUAUGAGUUUUCCCCACAGACUUUGUGCUGCUACGGGAAGCAGCUGUGUACAAUUCCUCGCGACGCUGCCUACUACAGCUAUCAGAACAGGUAUCAUUUCUGUGAGAAGUGUUUCACAGAGAUCCAGGGGGAGAAUGUUACCCUGGGUGACGACCCUUCACAACCCCAGACGACAAUUUCAAAGGAUCAGUUUGAAAAGAAGAAAAAUGAUACCUUAGAUCCUGAACCUUUUGUCGAUUGCAAGGAGUGUGGCCGGAAGAUGCAUCAGAUUUGUGUUCUGCACUAUGACAUCAUUUGGCCUUCGGGCUUCGUGUGCGACAACUGCCUGAAGAAAACUGGCAGAACUCGGAAAGAAAACAAGUUCAGUGCGAAGAGACUACAGACCACGCGAUUGGGCAACCACUUGGAAGACCGAGUCAACAAGUUUUUGCGGCGACAGAAUCAUCCCGAAGCCGGGGAGGUCUUUGUCCGGGUGGUGGCCAGCUCAGACAAGACUGUGGAGGUCAAGCCUGGGAUGAAGUCACGGUUUGUGGAUUCCGGGGAAAUGUCUGAAUCUUUCCCGUAUCGAACCAAAGCACUCUUUGCUUUUGAGGAAAUUGACGGAGUGGAUGUGUGCUUCUUUGGGAUGCACGUGCAAGAGUACGGCUCCGAUUGCCCCCCUCCAAACACAAGGCGUGUAUACAUAUCUUAUCUGGACAGUAUUCAUUUCUUCCGGCCCCGGUGCCUCCGGACCGCUGUUUACCAUGAGAUCCUUAUUGGAUAUUUAGAAUACGUGAAGAAAUUGGGGUACGUAACGGGACACAUCUGGGCCUGUCCCCCGAGUGAAGGAGAUGACUAUAUCUUCCAUUGCCACCCCCCUGAUCAGAAAAUCCCCAAACCAAAGCGCCUGCAGGAGUGGUACAAGAAGAUGCUGGACAAGGCAUUUGCAGAACGGAUCAUUCACGACUACAAGGACAUUUUCAAACAAGCGACCGAAGACAGGCUCACCAGUGCCAAGGAGCUGCCCUAUUUUGAGGGUGACUUCUGGCCCAAUGUGCUGGAGGAGAGCAUUAAGGAGUUGGAGCAAGAAGAAGAAGAGAGGAAGAAGGAGGAGAGCAGUGCAGCCAGUGAGACCACGGAGGGCAGCCAGGGUGACAGCAAGAAUGCCAAGAAGAAGAACAACAAGAAAACCAAUAAGAAUAAAAGCAGCAUCAGUCGAGCCAACAAAAAGAAGCCCAGCAUGCCCAACGUGUCCAACGACUUGUCCCAGAAGCUCUACGCCACCAUGGAGAAGCACAAAGAGGUCUUCUUUGUGAUUCACCUGCACGCCGGGCCCGUCAUCAACACGCUGCCCCCCAUCGUCGACCCUGACCCCCUGCUCAGCUGUGACCUCAUGGACGGGCGUGACGCCUUCCUCACCCUUGCCAGAGACAAGCACUGGGAGUUCUCGUCCCUGCGCCGCUCCAAGUGGUCCACGCUGUGCAUGCUGGUGGAGCUGCACACACAGGGCCAGGACCGGUUCGUCUACACCUGCAACGAGUGCAAGCACCACGUGGAGACGCGCUGGCACUGCACCGUGUGCGAGGACUACGACCUGUGCAUCAACUGCUACAACACGAAGAGCCACGCCCACAAGAUGGUGAAGUGGGGGCUGGGCCUGGACGACGAGGGCAGCAGCCAGGGCGAGCCGCAGUCCAAGAGCCCCCAGGAGUCGCGGCGCCUGAGCAUCCAGCGCUGCAUCCAGUCCCUGGUGCACGCCUGCCAGUGCCGCAACGCCAACUGCUCGCUGCCGUCCUGCCAGAAGAUGAAGCGGGUGGUGCAGCACACCAAGGGCUGCAAGCGCAAGACCAACGGGGGCUGCCCGGUGUGCAAGCAGCUCAUCGCCCUCUGCUGCUACCACGCCAAACACUGCCAGGAGAACAAAUGCCCGGUGCCCUUCUGCCUCAACAUCAAACACAAGCUCCGCCAGCAGCAGAUCCAGCACCGCCUGCAGCAGGCUCAGCUCAUGCGCCGGCGGAUGGCCACCAUGAACACCCGCAACGUGCCUCAGCAGAGUCUGCCUUCCCCUACCUCAGCACCGCCCGGGACCCCCACGCAGCAGCCCAGCACGCCCCAGACGCCGCAGCCACCCGCCCAGCCCCAGCCCUCGCCCGUGAGCAUGUCACCGGCCGGCUUCCCCGGCGUGGCCCGGACUCAGCCCCCCACCACGGUGUCCGCCGGGAAGCCCGCCAACCAGGUGCCGGCCCCGCCGCCCCCCGCCCAGCCCCCGCCGGCCGCGGUGGAAGCGGCCCGGCAGAUCGAGCGCGAGGCGCAGCAGCAGCAGCACCUGUACCGGGUGAACAUCAACAACGGCGUGCCCCCGGGGCGCACGGGCAUGGUGACCCCGGUGGGCCAGAUGGCCCCCGCGGGCCUGAACGUGCCCCGGCCCGGCCCGGUCAGCGGGCCCGUCGUGCCCAACCUGCCGCCCGGGCAGUGGCAGCAGGCGCCUCUCCCCCAGCAGCAGCCGAUGCCGGGCAUGCCCAGGCCCGUGAUGUCCAUGCAGGCCCAGCCGGCCGUGGCAGGGCCUCGGAUGCCCAGCGUGCAGCCGCCCCGGAGCAUCUCGCCCGGCGCCCUGCAGGACCUGUUGCGGACCCUGAAGUCGCCCAGCUCCCCGCAGCAGCAGCAGCAGGUGCUCAACAUCCUCAAGUCAAACCCCCAGCUGAUGGCGGCUUUCAUCAAGCAGCGCACGGCCAAGUACGUGGCCAGUCAGCCAGGCCUCCAGCCCCAGCCCGGCCUCCAGCCCCAGCCCGGCCUCCAGGCCCAGCCCGGCCUGCACCAGCAGCCCGGCCUGCAGAACCUGAACGCCAUGCAAGCCGGCGGGCCCCGGCCCGGCGUGCCCCCGCAGCAGCAGGCGAUGGGAGGCCUGAACCCCCAGGGCCAGGCCCUGAAUAUCAUGAACCCGGGGCACAACCCCAGCAUGGCGAGCAUGAACCCGCAGUACAGAGAGAUGCUGCGCCGGCAGCUGCUGCAGCAGCAGCAACAGCAGCAGCAGCAGCCGCCGCCGCCGCCGCCGCCACCGCCACAGGGCGGCGCGGGCAUGGCCGGGGGCAUGGCCGGGCACGGCCAGUUCCAGCAGCCCCAGGGACCCGGAGGCUACCCGCCGGCCAUGCAGCAGCAGCGGAUGCAGCAGCACCUCCCCAUCCAGGGCAGCUCCAUGGGCCAGAUGGCGGCUCAGAUGGGACAGCUCGGCCAGAUGGGGCAGCCCGGGCUGGGCGCGGACGGCACCCCCAACAUCCAGCAGGCCCUGCAGCAGCGGAUUCUGCAGCAGCAGCAGAUGAAGCAGCAGAUCGGGUCCCCGGGCCAGCCGAACCCCAUGAGCCCCCAGCAGCACAUGCUCUCAGGACAGCCCCAGGCCUCGCACCUCCCCGGCCAGCAGAUGGCCACGUCCCUCAGUAGCCAGGUGCGGUCCCCGGCCCCUGUCCAGUCUCCGCGGCCCCAGUCCCAGCCUCCACAUUCCAGCCCGUCGCCACGGAUCCAGCCCCAGCCUUCGCCGCACCACGUCUCGCCCCAGACCGGUUCCCCCCACCCAGGACUCGCGGUCACCAUGGCCAGCUCCAUAGAUCAGGGACACUUGGGGAACCCCGAACAGAGUGCAAUGCUCCCCCAGCUGAACACCCCCAACAGGAGUGCGUUGUCCAGUGAGCUGUCCCUGGUCGGCGACACCACAGGAGACACCCUAGAAAAGUUUGUGGAGGGUUUGUAGCAUUGCGAGAGCAUCGCUUUUUUUUGUUUCCCCUUUCAUGUUCUUGGACCUUUUGUACUGAAAUCCAGGCAUCUGGGCUCUUUUUAUCCCUAGAUGGAACUGCUACUUCCGAGCCAUGGAAGGGUAGAUUGCUGUUUAAAGAAACAAUACAAAGAAUAUAUUUUUUUGUUAAAAACCAGUUGAUUUAAAUAUCUGGUCUCUCUCUCGCUCUCUUUCUCUCUCUCUCUCUCUCUCUCUCUCUUUUUGUUUUUUGUUUUCUGUUUUUGUUUUUUUGUUUUGGGGGGAGGGGGGUUUUGUUUGGAUUCUUUUUGUCGUCAUUGCUGGUGACUCAUGCCUUUUUUUAACGGGAAAAACAAGUUCAUUAUAUUCAUAUUUUUUAUUUGUAUUUUCAAGACUUUAAACAUUUAUGUUUAAAAGUGAGAAGAAAAAUAAUAUUCAGAAACUGAUUCUUGAAAUAAUGCAAGCUUAUAAUGUAUCCCGAUAACUUUCUGACGUUGCGGGAAGAUUUUUUCUAUAGUGAACUCUGUGGGCGUUCUCCAAGUAUUACCCCUGGACGGUAGGAGUCGGCUCCUGCGCGCACACACGUACACACCCACACACACCUAUCUAUACAUACUGGCUUACGCCAAACUCUUGUCUUGCAGAUGUAGAAAUUGUUGCUUUGUUUCUCUGAUAAAACUGGUUUUAGACAAAAAAUAGAGAUGAUCACUCUCUUAGACCAUGCUAAUGUUAAUAGAGAAGAAGCAUUCUUUUCUUUCUUCUAUGUGAAACUUGAAAUGAGGAAAAGCAAUUCUAGUGUAAAUCAUGCAAGCGCUAUAAUUACUAUAAAUAAGAAAAUUCAAGAAGAUUCAAUCACUGUAUAGAAUGGUAAAGUACCAACUCAUUUCUUAUAUCAUAUUGUUAAAUAAACUGUGUGCAACAGACAAAAAGGGUGGUCCUUCUUGAAUUCAUGUACAUGGUAUUAACACUUAGUGUUCGGGGUUUUGUUAUGAAAAUGCUGUUUUCAACAUUGUAUUUGGACUAUGCAUGUGUUUUCCCCCCCAUUGUAUAUAAAGUACCGCUUAAAAUUGAUAUAAAUUACUGAAGUUUUUAA